GUUAUUUUAAUACAAGUGUAAAAAUUUACUCAUUAAUAAUUAAAAUCAACAACUACAGUUAACAUAAUGUUGAUAUUAUAUCUGAAUAUUUUUCUAAUAUUUGUCAGCAACAUAAACAAAAUUUUUGCUACUACAACAAUUGAAGCUUGUCGAACACCACCUCCUGAAAACCAAUCUGGAUGGUGUGUACCAACAAAACAAUGCAAAAUCAUAAGUGACAUUAUUGGUGUUUCACUUGACGCAUUCCCCUCGAAAUACCAAACAUUUAUAGAAAAUUCAAGGUGCUCUAGUAGUUCAGAUGAGCGAUUCUGCUGUACUUUGAAUCAUAUCAAUCGUGAUUUUGCUUCCGCUAAUGAUUUAAAUAAUCCUGUUACUCCUCUGGGUCAAAGAGUUGAUGGAGAACAUAUGACUGAAAUUAUUAAGCCAGCUAUCAAUUUAAGAGUACCAAUCAUUCCCAAUGUUAAUCGUCCCGAUAUUACAAAUAUUGACACACAUCCAAAUCUAUAUCUAUUGCCAAAUGAAUGUGGAUUAAUGAAAUAUCAAGAUAAAAUAUCAGGUGGAGAAACAACGGGACUCAGGGAGUUUCCAUUUAUGGCUCUUUUAGAAUUUAAUCGAAAAACACCACAUUUUGGUUGUGGUGGAACUUUAAUUAAUGAAAAAUAUAUUUUAACUGCAGCUCAUUGUGCACGUUCAGAUUUGUUUAGUGUUCGCCUUGGGGAAUAUAAUAUUAGAACAGAUGUCGAUUGUGUAGACGAUGAGGAUGAGGACAGUGGAUUUGACUGCAAUGAUCCCGUUCAAGAUAUUCCAAUUGAAAGUAUAACAAAACAUGAAGGUUAUGAUAAAUUUAAAGCUGUAAACGACAUUGCAUUAUUACGCCUAUCAAAACCAGCUAAUACGUCAACAAACAACGUGAUACCUAUAUGUUUACCAAGAAACUCUGAAUUAAGAAGUAAAGUUUUUAAAAAGGCGCAAUUAACUGGUUGGGGUACUACAGAAAAGGGAAACACGUCACAUAUUCUUUUAAAGGGAGUUUUAGACAUCAAUACAGAAAGGCAAAAAUGCGAACAUUUUUAUUCAGAAUAUUAUUAUUUGAAAGUUACAAAUCAACUUAUAUGCGCAAGCAGUAAAAAUAAUAUCGAUAGCUGUAAAGGUGAUUCUGGAGGACCAUUAUUUCAAAAAGAACAACUGAAACCAAAAGAAUUCAAAAAAUAUCUUCAAUUUGGAAUAAUCUCAUCAGGUCCUUCAAUUAAUUGUGUUGUCAUUAAUGAGAGUGGUGGAUCUCUCUAUACAAAUAUUUCUCGAUACAUGAAAUGGAUUUUAGAUAAUAUUUCACCAUGACUGAGGAGACUGAUAGAUAAAAAGGGUUUAUAUGUA
Condylostylus longicornis is the source of this 1374-nucleotide messenger RNA. Its product is annotated as phenoloxidase-activating factor 3-like. NCBI's taxonomy places the organism in Eukaryota, Metazoa, Arthropoda, Insecta, Diptera, Dolichopodidae. Bases 67 to 1338 code for a protein of 423 amino acids. Gene Ontology annotation, biological process: proteolysis. Gene Ontology annotation, molecular function: serine-type endopeptidase activity. The record is from RefSeq and is a predicted model, not a curated record. The transcript has 6 exons.